AUGUACGACCCUGUGGUUAUUGGAAAAGAUUGUGCUAGUAAGCCAGAUCGAUAUGAUGAUGCGUUGGACAUCGAGAGAAGACGACUACGUCAGCAUCUUGGGCUCGGCCCAAAACCCGCCUUUAUUCUUUACAGUAUCGAGACGGCGCCUGACUCUAGAGGAGCCAAAUGCAAACUUCCCAUCUGUGGAAAUAAUAUAUGGCCCGGCGAUUUACGUCUUUCGUUAAACCCUGCAAUGAGUUAUGGUGGACGGUACAGAUCGUCAGCUGACUAUUACCAUAUAUAUUAUUUCGAGAAAAUCGCCGAUUUCUCCCAAGCAGAUUUCCUAGAUCGAAUCCAGCCGUUGACCCGCAACACCUGGAAGCUUCGGGGCCUCAAAGCGGGAAAUGUCGUCCUAAGCGGCAUUUACCUUGUACCUGGAGGAGUCGAACGACUGGUCCUUCAAUGGAAAGUCACCCUUGGGAAAUGGAUGGAUAAGCGCGACGGGGUCUACGAUGAGUCGAAUCGGCUUAGCGAAGAGUUUGAAGCCUUGCUGCGUAAGGCGGGAUCGGCAGAAUAUCCAAAUCUGGCGAGACCGGAGGGGAUGUCUUUUUUUGAGUAUCAAAAUCUCCUUUCUCAUCUCGCACCGUAUGAGAGCGAUGGCUCCGGCGAUACAGAAGAGUGGAAUUUAUUUACAGCUUACCUUGAUUCGACAGCGGAGGCACUGGAUAAGCCGCACUCGUUAAGUACUAUGCUCCAGCGCUGGCAGAAUGAUGCGGCCCUUGCUGGAAAGGAGGGGCGUGAACUAGAUGAAGCUGCCAAGGAAGCCAGACACCAGCUUGGCAAGAAGGCAGUGCGAGCCCUUCAACGUUUGUCCGCCAUUCUAAUGCCCCAGACUAGCUUCGUCCAUGAUGCAUUCUUCGGAUAACAACAGUGGUGGAACGGAGGGGGCUUUCAAUCGAUAGACAGAUAGUUCAGCAAAGAUGUCAUGUUGGAAGGAUGUGGACCCUUAGCUUAUUGGUCCAUAAAUACUUUUGACAAUC
Molecule: messenger RNA, 1021 nt
Organism: Aspergillus pseudonomiae
Lineage: Eukaryota; Fungi; Ascomycota; Eurotiomycetes; Eurotiales; Aspergillaceae
Exons: 4
Coding region: 1-906 (301 amino acids)
Source: RefSeq, a predicted model, not a curated record